AUGGCCACCUCACCUUACGACGAGAAACCCGAUAUUCUCCACGAUGAGACUCGCGGUGCUGAGCACGGAGUCAUCGAUGUCAAGGAAGAUGCCUACAGCAAAGGACAGCUUGCGACUGGGUAUGAGACCUUGACCAUACCUCAGACAGUUAGGAAAUUCAAGUGGGCUUUCGCUUUCUGCUUCAUGGCUACUUUCGCCGGUGCUACUGAUGGUUAUCAAAUCGGUAUCAACGGGAACAUCAUCGCAAAUCCAGGUUUUGUGAAACAGUUUGCGACGACUGUGGAUUCCACAGGCGAGCCCGCUUUGUCUGCUCCUGUGCUCUCCGCAAUUGGUACAAUUCAAUCUGUGGGGCAGAUUAUUGGAAUGACCUCCCUCCCCUUCCUCGCUGCCCGAUAUGGUCGAAAGCCUGCCAUGUUUCUUCUAUGGCUUAUUCUGGCAGCAUCAGUCAUCUGCGAGUCCACUGCUAAGCACUGGCAAGUAUGGGUUGUUGCCAAGCUUUUCUCCGGUAUCGGAGUUGGGUCCCUUCAAUUUAUCACCCCUACCUACGUGUCCGAAGUGGCUCCGACUCGAGUCCGAGGUUUCCUCCUGAUGAUGUACAACUUUUGGUUCUCUGUUGGUGGAUUCUUUGCACCAGUAGCACUGCAAAUCAUGUCAGGCUAUGCUCCAGACAACUUCCGAACGCCCAUAUACACUCAGUGGUCUCAGAUCGGCCUUAUGCUCAUCAUUUACAUUCUGCUCCCCGAAUCGCCAAUGUGGUUGGCGUCUCAGGGUAAAGAAGAGCUGGCCAAGAAGAAUAUGCGACGUAUAUACAAAGGAGUAGAAGGAUUUGACGUGGAACAACAGUACGAAGCCCUAGCAUUGACCAUAGCCCACGAGAAAGCAGUAGCUACUGCUACCGGACGGGACAAAUGGUACGCCAUCUUCCAGGGCCCAAAUUUGCGUCGAACUAUCGCAAGUACUUGGGCUUUAAGCGCUCAACAGGUUCUUGGUCUCACGUUGUUCUACACAUAUGCGUCGUAUUUCUUCAAAACAGCCGGUAUUGCCGAUCCAUUUGCCGUAACCUGUAUUACCAACGGUAUUCAGCUUGUUAUCAUAAUCCUCGUUGCUGUUUCAGUCGACUACUUUGGUCGUCGUAACAUCUGUUGCGGUGGCUUGUCCACAAUGUUGAUCGCUGUGACCCUCAUUGGUAUUCUCGGAGUAGUUCCUAAGUCAGAUGCUUCUAAUAAGCUGUUGGUGUUCUUCUCCUGCAUUUACAUCGUCGGCUUACAGUGCUCUGGGUCCACCGGAUGGGGUUUCGUUGGCGAGCUUUCGUCUCAAAGACUUCGAGCGCACACCGCUGGAUUCGCUGCUGCCAUCUCCUGCGUGGGUGGAGUCAUCAUGAACGUUUUGGUUCCCUACAUGCUCAGUCCUACGGCCUGGAACUGGGGUCUCAAGACUGCCUUUUUCUAUACCGGUCUCGGAGCUCCAGCGGCCAUUGGAGCCUGGUUCAUUAUCCCUGAACCCAAGGGCCUCACUGCGGCCGAGCUUGACGAGCUUUUCGAUGCUGGGGUCAAGCCUUGGCGAUUCCACAAGACGAAGACUGCUCUACAACGUCAAAUCGAAGUUCAGCAGGAAAACAAUUGA
This is a messenger RNA of Kwoniella shivajii, 1623 nucleotides long. RefSeq lists its product as uncharacterized. Gene Ontology annotation, biological process: transmembrane transport; carbohydrate transport. The transcript is spliced from 8 exons. The record is from RefSeq and is a predicted model, not a curated record. Gene Ontology annotation, cellular component: membrane. Gene Ontology annotation, molecular function: carbohydrate:proton symporter activity. Lineage: Eukaryota; Fungi; Basidiomycota; Tremellomycetes; Tremellales; Cryptococcaceae. Bases 1 to 1623 code for a protein of 540 amino acids.